Molecule: messenger RNA, 219 nt
Organism: Parathielavia appendiculata
Lineage: Eukaryota; Fungi; Ascomycota; Sordariomycetes; Sordariales; Chaetomiaceae
Exons: 1
Source: RefSeq, a predicted model, not a curated record
GUGGAGGAGUUGCCCAAGGGGCACAGGGACGCUUUUGGAAUAGGUCCUGCGCUGGGGAUUCGGCACAUCUGGGUCGAAUCGCUCUGCAUCAAACAAAACGACGAGACCGACUGUCUCGAGCAAUCACCCAGUAUGGCAUCGAUAUACAGCAAUGAACGUUGCAGCAUCGCAGCGACAAUGGGCAUCAGAUGGGACCCAGGGUUUUUCAGCGAGAGAGAC